This is a messenger RNA of Chaetura pelagica (chimney swift), 2230 nucleotides long. RefSeq names its product THO complex 5 (gene THOC5). Lineage: Eukaryota; Metazoa; Chordata; Aves; Apodiformes; Apodidae. The record is from RefSeq and is a predicted model, not a curated record. Gene Ontology annotation, cellular component: THO complex part of transcription export complex. The coding region runs from base 1 to 2076 and encodes 691 amino acids. Gene Ontology annotation, biological process: mRNA export from nucleus; positive regulation of DNA-templated transcription, elongation. The transcript is spliced from 20 exons. Gene Ontology annotation, molecular function: mRNA binding.
AUGUCCUCAGAGUCCAGCAAGAAGAGGAAACCCAAAGUGAUCCGCACGGACGGGGCCCCGCAGGAGGGCAAGCGGGGCAAGGGCGAUGCCGACCAGGACGGGCGGUACUACAGCGAGGAGGGCGAGGUGGAUGUACGAGACCCCAUCAAAGACUACGAGCUCUACAGAGACACUUGCCAGGAGCUCCAGAGGCUGAUGGCAGAAAUCCAGGAGCUGAAGAGCCGGGGCAUCAAGGACAACGCAGCUGAGAUCGACGAGAGGCGGAUCCCGAGCUCAGGCCAUUUCCUCCUCAUGUCCAAACUCCAUCUCCUCUCUUUCAGGGUGUGUUUGCUGGAAGGAGGUGACAGAGCUUCGUCUCCUGCUGUGUUGCUACUUCAGGCCAAGCAGAAGGUGGAUGCCUAUCACCUGCAGCUCCAGAACCUGCUCUACGAGGUGAUGCACCUGCAGAAGGAGAUCACCAAGUGCCUGGAGUUCAAGUCAAAGCACGAGGAGAUUGAGCUGGUGAGCCUGGAGGAGUUCUACAGAGAGGCCCCCCCUGAGAUCAGCCGUCCUGCCAUCACCCUGUCUGAGCCCCACCAGCAGACCCUGGCCCGCCUGGACUGGGAGCUGGAGCAGCGCAAGAGGCUGGCAGAGAAGUACAAGGAGUGCCUGACCAGCAAGGAGAAGAUCCUGAAGGAGAUCGAGGUGAAGAAGGAAUAUCUGAGCAGCCUCCAGCCUCGACUCAACAGCAUCAUGCAGGCCUCCCUGCCUGUCCAGGAGUACCUCUUCAUGCCUUUUGACCAGGCCCACAAGCAGUAUGAGACAGCCCGGCACCUCCCACCACCGCUCUACGUCCUCUUCGUCCAAGCCAGCGCCUACGGCCAGGCCUGUGAUAAGAAGCUUGUGGUGGCCAUUGAAGGGAGUGUGGAGGAAGCCAAAGCCCUGUACAAGCCACCUGAGGACUCACAGGAUGACGAGAGUGACUCAGACGCAGAGGAGGAGCAGACCACGAAGCGGCGCAGGCCCACGCUGGGGGUGCAGCUGGACGACAAGCGCAAGGAGAUGCUCAAGAGGCACCCCCUGUCUGUCACCAUCGACCUCAAGUGCAAGGAUGACAACGUGCUUCACCUGACCUUCUACUACCUGAUGAACCUCAAUGUCAUGACAGUGAAAGCCAAGGUGACCACUGCUGUCGAGAUGACAACUGCCAUCAGUGCUGGCGACCUGCUCUCCCCAGACUCCCUCCUCAACUGCCUCUAUCCAGGAGACCAUGGCAGGAGAACUCCCAACCCUGCCAACCAGUUCCAGUUUGAUAAAGUGGGCAUCCAGACCUUGAGCGACUACGUGACAGAGCUGGGGCACCCCUACGUGUGGGUGCAGAAGCUGGGUGGCCUGCAUUUCCCCAAGGACCAGCCUCAGCACACAGUGACAGCAAACAACUCCCUGAGUGCCAGCCACAUGGAGCUGACGGUGAAGCUGCUGCGCUCCCGCCUGCAGUCCCGCCUGGCUCUGCACAAGCAGUUUGCCUCCCUGGAGCAUGGUGUUGUGCCAGUCUCCAGUGAGUGCCAGCACCUCUUCCCUGCCAAGGUGGUGUCCCGCCUGGUCAAGUGGGCUGCCAUUCCCUACGAGGACUACGCGGAGCUGCCCUACACCAAAGAUGUGAUAGAGGCAGGCUUGGCUGAGGACACUCACCUUUACUACAUGGCCCUGAUCGAAAGGGGCACAGCCAAGCUGCAGGCUGCUGUGGUGGUGAACCCUGGGUACUCCACACUGCCACCCGUCUUCAGCCUCUGCCUGAACUGGAAAGGAGAACGAAACAGCAGCAACGAUGACAACAUUCGGGCCAUGGAGAGUGAGGUCAAUGUCAACUACAAGGAGCUGUGGGGACCCAAACCAGGCUACCAGCUGCUCACCAACCAGCUGCAGCGCCUCUGCAUGGUGCUGGAUGUCUACCUGGAGACUGAGCCCCACGACACCAGCGUGGAGGGGCCCAAGGAGUUUCCCCAGGAGAAGAUGUGUCUGCGCUUGGUCAGGGGACCCAUGCGCCUGAAACCCUUCAAGUUCAACUACCCCCAGGGGUUCUUCAGCCAUCGUUGAGGCCUCCCUGGGCUUCCCUCUGGGCUAGGCCUCCUCCUGGCCCUGGGGAGGAAGGUCCCCAUCCCACCAUUUGUUUCUUUUCUGAGAUGUUGGGGUUUUUAUUUUCUUUGUUUCAGCGUUUUGUAGCCAAAAGGAUUAAACCCGGAGCUGAAGA